AUGAGAGGCGAGGUUUGCCAUCUCCAUAUUGGCCAGGCUGGUACCCAGCUUGGAAACAGUGCUUGGGAACUAUAUCUUCUCGAGCACGGUUUGAAGGCUGAUGGUCGUCUGAACCCUGAAGCCACUGAUAUUGGCGAAGCCGGCUCCUUUGAGACAUUUUUCACAGAGACUGGCAGUGGCAAAUAUGUCCCCCGUUCCAUCUUCGUUGAUCUGGACCCUUCACCAAUCGAUGAGAUUCGCACCGGUCCUUAUCGCCAGCUCUUUCACCCUGAGAUGUUGAUUAGCGGAAAGGAGGAUGCUGCUAAUAAUUAUGCUCGUGGUCACUACACUAUCGGAAAAGAACUGGUAGACAGUGUCAUUGACCGCAUUCGUCGUGUUGCUGAUAACUGCUCAUCCCUCCAAGGAUUUUUGAUCUUCCACUCGUUUGGUGGUGGUACCGGUUCUGGUUUUGGUGCCCUCCUCUUGGAACGUCUCUCCACCGACUACGGCAAAAAGUCCAAGCUCGAAUUUGCUGUGUACCCAGCCCCCCGUGUCUCGACCGCCGUUGUUGAGCCGUAUAACGCCGUUCUCUCCACCCACAGCACCAUCGAGAACUCCGACUGCACAUUCCUUGUCGACAACGAGGCCGUAUACGACAUCUGCCACCGAAACCUUGAUAUUCCCCGCCCCGGUUAUGAGCAUCUCAAUAGCCUCAUCGCCCAAGUUGUCAGCUCCAUCACCUCCAGCUUGCGCUUCGAUGGCGCUCUAAACGUUGAUCUCAAUGAGUUCCAGACCAACUUGGUCCCUUACCCCCGUAUUCACUAUCCUCUCAUCAGCUACGCCCCCGUUGUGUCCAGCAACAGAAGCUCCCACGAAAGCUUCAAGGUCCACGACCUUACCUUCCAAUGUUUCGAACCAAACAACCAAAUGGUCGUCUGUGACCCCCGUAAUGGAAAAUACAUGGCCGUCGCCCUCCUCUACCGCGGAGAUGUUGUCCCCCGCGACUGCAACGCCGCUGUUGCAUCUCUCAAGGCCAAGACCUCCUUCAACCUCGUAGAAUGGUGUCCAACUGGCUUUAAGAUUGGCAUCAACUACCAGAAGCCAAUGCGCGUGCCAGGUGGGGAACUUGCCCCUGUCGACCGCUCUGUCAGCAUGUUGUCCAACACCACCGCUAUCGCUGAGGCCUGGAGCCGUCUCGACCACAAGUUCGACCUUAUGUACUCGAAACGCGCCUUUGUACACUGGUAUGUUGGUGAGGGUAUGGAGGAAGGUGAAUUCUCUGAGGCGCGUGAAGAUCUUGCUGCAUUGGAGAAGGAUUAUGAGGAAGUUGCUAGUGAUAGCUUGGAUACGGAGGGCGAUGAGGGACUUGAGUAUUAG
Molecule: messenger RNA, 1356 nt
Organism: Paracoccidioides brasiliensis Pb18
Product: tubulin alpha-2 chain
Exons: 7
Coding region: 1-1356 (451 amino acids)
Biological process (GO): microtubule cytoskeleton organization; mitotic cell cycle
Cellular component (GO): microtubule; cytoplasm
Molecular function (GO): structural constituent of cytoskeleton; GTP binding
Source: RefSeq, a predicted model, not a curated record